Rattus rattus (black rat) is the source of this 816-nucleotide messenger RNA. RefSeq names its product mucin-21-like. NCBI's taxonomy places the organism in Eukaryota, Metazoa, Chordata, Mammalia, Rodentia, Muridae. The record is from RefSeq and is a predicted model, not a curated record.
AUGUCGGCACACGCCCGCCGGCCAUGCUUCCACUACACUCCCACCAGCAUAGCUUCCUCCUCUACACCCACCCCGACGACCACUGGGUCCAGCACAGCCUCUGACUCUUUAUCACCCCUGUCUACCACUGUGACCAACAUAGCUUCUUCCUCUCCAUCCACCUCGAUGACCACUGGGUCCAGCAUAGCUUCUUCCUCUCCAUCUACACCAACCACCACUGGGUCCAGCACAGCCUCUGACUCUUCAUCGCCCCUGUCUACCACUGGGACCAGCAUAGCUGCUUCUUCUACAUCCACCCCAACCACCACUGGGUCCAGCACAGCCUCAAACUCUUCAUCUUCCCCGACCACCAGUAGGACCAGCACAGCCUCUGUGUCUACAUCCACCCCGAUAACCACUGUGUCCAGCACAGCCUCAGACUCUUCAUCCACCUCAACCCCCACUAGAACCAGCAUAGCUUCCAGCUCUGGCUUGAGCACGGCCCACAGUAACCCUAUACUGACAGUUUCAACUGGAACACAUAUCACCUCCAGUCACACUGGGACUCCGGGGAUGGAGGUGAAGCCCAGUGGGUCUCUGAAGCCCUGGGAAAUCUUUCUCAUCACCCUGGCUUCUGUGGUCAUGGUCACGGGACUCUGUGCUGGGCUCUUCAUUUAUAUGAGAAGAUAUCUGUCUCUGAGAAAUGCUGUUGAUGGAAUAUUCUACAACCCCAACUCUCACCUUGGUCCUGGAGGAUCCCAUAUGACUCGGGGCCCUACUUCUUCCUGGAGGAGACCAGUAGUAACCUCUGAGGUCAUAGAAAUGAAUGGGCUAUGA